AUGGAGAACCAAUCAGAGCAUGUGGUGUUCAGCACAGUGAUGGAGAACCAAUCAGAGCACGUGGUGUUCAGCACAGUGAUGGAGAACCAAUCAGAGCACGUGGUGUUCAGCACAGUGAUGGAGAACCAAUCAGAGCACGUGGUGUUCAGCACAGUGAUGGAGAACCAAUCAGAGCACGUGGUGUUCAGCACAGUGAUGGAGAACGGUCCGGCGCUGGGAGACACUCUCACCGCCGUCUACUCUGUAGCUCAGCACCGACAUGAUCGCUUUACAUCACUGCAUGUGGAGAACGUGGAGAACGUGGAGAACCGAGCCAACAAGGGGAACCAAACGGCAUUGAGCUGCCCAGCGGGUGCCCCUGCACUCGUCUCCAAGAAUGGCACUGGGUUCCUCCACGGGGAGUACACGGUGGAGGUGAGCAUCAACGACUACCUGGACAUCUACUGCCCGCACUACGAGGUGGAGCUGGUGCCGGCCGAGCGGAUGGAGCGCUACAUCCUGUUCAUGGUCAACUACGACGGCUACACCACCUGCGACCACCGCAUGAAGGGCUUCAAGCGCUGGGAGUGCAACCGGCCGCUCAGUGCCAACGGACCCCUCAAGUUCUCCGAGAAGUUCCAGCUCUUCACCCCCUUCUCCCUCGGCUUCGAGUUCCGGCCGGGACACGAGUACUACUACAUCUCGUCUCCACACCCCAACCUGGCAGGGAAACCGUGUCUGAAGCUGAAGGUGUACGUCAAGCCCACCAACGACUCUCUGUAUGAGUCUCCAGAGCCCUUCCUGACGGACGACAGUGCGAGUGGUGGCAGCUGUGUUCUCUCUCCUCGUCUCUCCAUCACACUCGCCAUGCUGCUGAUGCUGCUGCUGCUGGGGUCGUCGUCAUAG
Messenger RNA from Sardina pilchardus (European sardine), 885 nucleotides. RefSeq names its product ephrin-A2-like. The record is from RefSeq and is a predicted model, not a curated record. The transcript has 5 exons. Gene Ontology annotation, cellular component: plasma membrane. Gene Ontology annotation, biological process: osteoclast differentiation; ephrin receptor signaling pathway; axon guidance. Lineage: Eukaryota; Metazoa; Chordata; Actinopteri; Clupeiformes; Clupeidae. Gene Ontology annotation, molecular function: ephrin receptor binding. The coding region runs from base 1 to 885 and encodes 294 amino acids.